Molecule: messenger RNA, 2640 nt
Organism: Amorphotheca resinae ATCC 22711
Lineage: Eukaryota; Fungi; Ascomycota; Leotiomycetes; Helotiales; Amorphothecaceae
Exons: 2
Coding region: 1-2640 (879 amino acids)
Biological process (GO): mRNA catabolic process; regulatory ncRNA-mediated gene silencing
Cellular component (GO): nucleus; RISC complex; cytosol
Molecular function (GO): RNA binding; nuclease activity
Source: RefSeq, a predicted model, not a curated record
AUGCCUCUCAAUCAAGGAAAAGUGAAGUGUGUCCUUAGCGGCGACACUCUUGUCUUAUCCUCCGUCGAGAACCCCGAACGCGAGCGUACUCUUUCUCUGGCAUAUUGUACCGCACCACAUCUUAGGAAGGAAGGAGAUGAACAGUGGGCUUUCGAAUCUCGCGACGCGUUGCGUAAGAUGGUAGUGGGCAAGCACGUACAGUUUCAAGUCCUAUACACAAUUCCCAAUACGAAGCGCGAAUAUGGAAUCGUCUUCCUCAAUGAUGGGCAAAAGCUUCCCGAACAGAUGGUUCAGGAGGGCUGGCUUAAGUUACGAGAUGAUGCUGGUCGGAAAGAGGAUACUGAGGAAGCUAUUCAACAACUCUCCCAGCUACGCGUGCUUGAGGCUACCGCUCGAAGCGAAGAUAAGGGUAUUUGGGCUCCCAAUGGUGCGCGGAUCGAUGUUCAGCAUGAUAUGGGCGAUCCACAGGCGUUCAUGGAUAACUGGAAAGGCAAGACUAUCGAUGGUAUGGUUGAGCGUGUGUUGAGCGGAGAUCGAAUGCUCAUACGCCUGAUAAUCAACCCUACGAAGCAUGUUCAAGUUAUGACUUUGGUUGCUGGAAUCCGCGCACCUACCACCGAACGUGUCAAUCCCUCAAAUCAACAAGUCCAACCAGCGGAAGAAUAUGGAAACGAGGCCAGAUUAUUUGUCGAAGAAAGAUUAUUACAGAGAAACGUAAAGGUCGACAUUCUUGGUCUUAGCCCUCAAAAUCAACUUAUCGCGUCUGUCAAACACCCACGGGGAUCGAUCGCAGUGUUCCUUCUUGAAGCGGGCCUUGCACGAUGCUUGGAUUUCCACUCGACUUUAUUAGGUCCUGAUAUGGCCCCCUUGCGAAAGGCUGAGAAGGUCGGCCAGGCAGCAAAGCGGGGUUUAUUCAAGGACCACGUUGCUAAGGUAAAUCCUCAAGGAGGAAAUCUAGAAGCUCAAGUCACCAGGGUCUUCAGUGCAGAUGUAAUUUUUGUCCGAAACAGAGCCGGUGUUGAGAAGCGCAUCAACCUCAGCAGUAUUCGUGGGCCACGUCCUUCAGAAGCAGCCGAGGCUCCGUUCCGGGAUGAAGCCAAAGAGUUCUUGCGAAAGAAGGUUAUUGGGAAGCAUGUGCGUCUUAGCAUUGAUGGCUCACGCCCUGCUACCGAUGAAUACGAUGCGAAGGAGGUUGCAACAGUCACUUUGAAUGAUAAGAAUAUCGGAUUACUGCUAGUGCAGGAGGGCUGGUGCUCUGUGGUCAGACAUCGACGGGAUGACACGGACAGAGCUCCCAACUAUGAUGAACUACUUGCUGCUCAAGAAAAGGCGAAAGAAGACAAGAAGGGAAUGUGGUCUGGAAAACCCGCCAAGGCUAAGCAGUAUGUCGACGUGUCCGAGACAUUGCAAAAAGCCAAGCUCCAGGUUUCGACUCUCCAGCGACAGAAGAGAAUCCCUGCUAUCGUUGAUUUCGUCAAGGGCGGAUCGAGAUUCGUUGUCUUGAUUCCACGAGAGAACAUUAAGCUCACUUUUGUUCUGGGUGGCAUCCGCGCUCCCCGAUCAGCAAGAAGCCCCAAUGAGAAGAGCGAGCCAUUCGGCCAAGAAGCCCAUGACUUAGCCACUAGACGCUUGACUCAACGGGAUGUCGAGAUUGAUGUCCAUGGUCUUGAUAAAGUUGGUGGAUUCAUUGGUUCACUCUACAUUAAUAAGGAAUCCUUCGCGAAGAUCCUCGUGGAUGAAGGCUUCGCUACGGUCCAUCCCUAUUCCGCCGAGCAAUCCGGAAAUGCGAAUGAGUUGCUAGCUGCAGAACAGAGAGCAAAGAAUGCCCAUAAAGGUAUGUGGGUCAACUGGGAUCCUUCAGUGGAUGCGGUAGAAGAAGAGGUCGAAACCUCCAAUGGAUCAAAUGGCGAUGCGGCCCCUAUCACCCGCGCUAAAGACUACCGAGAUGUCGUGGUCACCAACAUCGAUGAGACCGGCAAGCUAAAAGUCCAAAUCGUUGGUACCGGUACUGCUGCCCUGGAGACGAUGAUGACCCAAUUCAAAUCUUUUCACCUGAACCCCUCAAACAACACUCCGCUUCCCGGCCCUCCCAAGGCUGGUGAGUACGUUGCAGCCAAGUUCACCGAAGACGACAUGUGGUACCGUGCUCGUGUACGAUCAAACGACCGCACAGCUAAGGAAGCAGAAGUUGUUUAUAUCGACUACGGUAAUAGCGAGAAAAUCCCAUGGACUCGACUCCGGCCUCUUUCUCAACCACAGUUCUCGCCUCAAAAGCUACGCCCACAAGCUGUCGAUGCAGUCCUUUCUCUCCUCCAGCUGCCAACCAACAAAGACUACCUGACCGAAGCCAUAAACUACAUCGCCGAACUUACUGCAAACAAAUCUCUCGUCGCAAAUGUUGAUUACACCGCACCCGAGGGCACCCUCUACAUCACACUGUAUGAUCCAAAACACAGUGAGAAAUUGACUGACAGCAUCAACGCUGAGAUUGUCUCCGCUGGCUAUGCAAUCGUACCAACUAGCCUCAAGUCCUGGGAGCGUGGCUUCAGUGAUGUUCUCAAGGUUAUGAGGGAGAGGAUGGAGGAGGCCAAGGAGGAGCACUUGGGUAUGUGGGAGUAUGGUGACCCGACCGAGGAUUAG